GUAAUCUGACGGUUUACAGUUUUCCAAACAAUUUUCAGUUUUUUUUUGCAAUUCAGUCGGUAAGUAUUUGUAAAAUAGUCUUUAUGAAUUGUUCCUAACAUCCAUAAAAUAAUGAAAAAAAUCUAUAAAUUUUGUUCGAAGGCAGAUUUUGUUGUUUGUUGUUUUUACUGUAGUAGGUACAUACAUUCACAUAACGUAUUUUCAAUUGGGAGUUGAAAAUUCAAUUCUGGCCUUGAAAAAAAAACAAUCCAAGCGGAGAUUUUCAGAAAAGUAUUGACAAAUCCAUAACUCGAAAUAUAUUUUUUAUUUUUUUCAAGUUAUAAUUUGGAGCACCUUGUACAUGUAACAUAUCGGAGUAUACCAUGCUUUUUUUAUAACGUAAAAGAACCUGGUAGGAUUCUGAAAAAAACACUUGGAAAUUAAUAUUCUAACUAGUUUGGAAAUUCACUUCAGACAAGUGAGAACAGAUUGAAAAAUGAGGGCGGUUAAACAAAUGAGAGCGGGUUAACAGUACUCCAAUAAGACAUAACAUCGAAGACAGCAUUGAGAUUGGCGAGCAGAAUAUCGACAUGUAGUGAGUUUCCUCCAGUAUAAGCUGAAGUUGUGCACGUAAUAGUGAUUGGAUGUCCGGAAAAUAUCCUACUGUGAUGUCAUUUGUCUGAGAUACACUGAUUUGUAGUUAGAAACCACAAUCAAAUUUUAUUAGUUAAUCAGUAAUUAUUAGUUAAUUAGUGUCAAGAGUGCUAGUAUAAUGCAGGAGAAAUCUACUCUUUCCAUGUUCCAAGGAACUUGUCCACAGCUUAUUGCAGUACUGGCUGGAACACUUGGUACGAUUUCCGAUGGAAUGAAUUAUGGUUGGAGUGCUCCUGCAAUUCAGAUCUUGAAAGGCGAAAACUCUCCAGUUGAACUGGGACCAAACGAUUUCCUGUUGUUAGAAACUAUUUACAUAAUUGGCGGGCUCGUGGCGUUACCGAUCACAAUUUUUGCUGUAGAUCAAAUAGGGAGGAAAAGACCAAUUUUGAUUUCGGCAGUAAUUUCCUUGAUUUCUUGGUUACUUAUAGGAUUAGCAAAUAGGGUUGAAUAUCUCUACGUUGCCAGGUUUAUGGUGGGAUUAUCUGGGGAUGUCGCGUUCGUGGCAGCUCCCAUGUACAUCGCUGAAAUAGCCGAUAAGAAAAUCAGAGGUUUUCUUGCCGGUAUAAUUUACGUGAUGUUGCUUGUUGGUAUUUUGAUCAUCUAUGCUAUUACUCCAUACGUACAGUUCUAUGUUCCAUCCAUCAUUGGAAUAAUACUGGUUUCAAUUCAGUUGAUUACAUUUCCUUUCAUGCCGGAUUCUCCCUAUUACCUACUAUCCAAAGAGAAUCCCGAAAAGGCGAAACUUCAUCUUCAGAGACUACGGGGUACAGAAAAUGUUGAAGCAGAACUUAAAGACAUAACUGCUGCUGUCAAAAGGCAACAAACGGAAAAAGGGAGACCUCAGGACCUGGUUCUGUCGAAAAGCAAUAGAAAAGCUGUUCUGAUCAUGUUUGUAUUGAACGGUGCACAGCAUUUGAGCAGUAUAAGUGUGAUAUUGAUGAACUUACAUGAAAUUCUUUCAGCAGCUGAUUCAAUUUAUAUGAGCUCCGAAAUAGCUGGUAUUUUAUUUGCAGUAAUGAUGCUGAUGUCAGCAACUAUUGCUGAUUUCGUUAUCGACAAAUUUGGUCGUAAACCUCUCCUCAUAACUUCAUGUUUAUUAACAGGUUGCUCUUUAUUAGUUUUGGCGAUAUUCUUCUCGUUGAAGAAAAGUGGUAUGAAUGUCGAUGACGUCUCUUGGAUUCCAUUAGUAUCUGUCAUGGUUUAUGCUGUAGUAUUCAAAUUU
This is a messenger RNA of Leptinotarsa decemlineata (Colorado potato beetle), 1855 nucleotides long. RefSeq names its product facilitated trehalose transporter Tret1. Gene Ontology annotation, biological process: transmembrane transport. Lineage: Eukaryota; Metazoa; Arthropoda; Insecta; Coleoptera; Chrysomelidae. Gene Ontology annotation, molecular function: transmembrane transporter activity. Gene Ontology annotation, cellular component: membrane. The record is from RefSeq and is a predicted model, not a curated record.